AUGCGGGGAAGCCAUCUCAGACCUAGAGUGGUUCAUGCCGGAGUUCCCCAAGGCAGCGUUCUUGGACCGCUGCUAUAUAACGUUUACACGGCCGACCUCCCUGUUCUUCAGAGGCCUGACCUGCUCGCAGCAACCUAUGCAGACACCGCUUUCCUUACCACUUCCGAUAGCGCCAUGGGCGCAGACGAAAUUAUGCAAAUGCAGCUGGACUUGCUUAGCGACUGGCAAAAGCGAUGGAACAUUGCAGAAGACAAUCCCAAGUACCUGGGGUUCACUCUAGACAGGAGGCUAACCUGGAGGCCCCACCUAUUGAAAAAGAGGAAACAGGCUGAUGAAAGACUUCGAUCUUUCUACUGGCUCAUGGGUUCUCAAUUUUCCUUGGGUCAAGGACGAGAUCCCCAGAAACAGCGCACGCUACACGAGAAGCCGAAAAUGAUGAACGUUUUGCUGUGCGAUGCAAACUGGGAUGGUCUGUCUAUGGGCGAUAUGGACUGGACGAGAUCAUUCCUCCGCGUGUACUGCAUAUUUGCCAGUGUAAAGGUGGUACUCGAACCUUUGAUGAAGCGACUACAAAAUACAUUGGUGGUCGUGGCGAAGACAGUCGGGGAGGUGGAAGCUACUGCGAACCGUGCGAUCGAAAAAGUGGAGGCUUGGCUGUCCACCGCCGGACUACAAUUGGCACCGCACAAGACGAAAGCAGUGCUAAUCUCGAGCCGGAAAAAAGUGGAAACGACGACGAUCCGAGUAGGAGGAGUGGCCAUCACCUCAAAGAGAGCCAUUAAAUACCUCGGAGUGAUGCUGAACAUGCUGAACUCAUUCCGGGAGCACUUGGAGUGUGCUCACAAGAGGGCAAAGGUUCAUAGGCACAGGCUCAUUCCGGAUGUGGGCAUAUGGACCGGAAGAAAGCACGGCGAGAUAGAUUUCUACCUGACUCAGGCCCUUAGUGGACACGAGUACAGAAGCUAUUUAAAGCGAUUCGGGCACGAAAGAGAGGAUGGCUGUCCCUCACAUGGCAGGGGGGUCAUGGAGGACGCCUACCAUGUCCUCUUCGACUGCCGGCGCUUCGACGAGGAACGAACCAACCUUGAGGAGAGCCUGGAAGAGACCUUCUCACCCGAGAGCAUGGUGCCACUAAUGCUGAAGUCGGGGCGCAAAUAG
Drosophila ananassae is the source of this 1158-nucleotide messenger RNA. RefSeq lists its product as uncharacterized. The record is from RefSeq and is a predicted model, not a curated record. The transcript has 5 exons. The coding region runs from base 1 to 1158 and encodes 385 amino acids. Lineage: Eukaryota; Metazoa; Arthropoda; Insecta; Diptera; Drosophilidae.